AGUGCCAGUGUGCUGAGGUGACAGACACAAUCUCCUCUUCAUCUCUCUCUCUCUCUGGAUCUUCACCUCUUUUGAUCAUUUAACAGGUCAUUAUGUCCAACAACACAACAUCCAAUAACUCCGUUGAAUGCCACAUCAACAGCACAGGACAUAUCAACAUCUUCCCCGUGUGCAUAUACUCCUUCAUCUUCAUCGUGGGUUUAGUUUUUAAUGUCAUGUCACUGGCCUUUUUCUCCUGCCACACCAAAUCCAGAUCCCAUACCAUCGUGUACAUGACUAACCUGGCCAUCGCAGAUGUACUCCUCAUCCUCACGUUGCCCAUGAGGAUCUACCACCAUUUGGGAAAAGAGAUACGUCAGUGGCUGUGCGACAUCCUUGGUUUGAUCCUGAAGGCCAACAUGUACGGCAGCAUCUUUCUCCUCACUUGCAUUUGCUUUGACCGCUGCAUGGCCGUCACCUUCCCGAUGUCAGCUCGUGUCCAGGAGGGGAGGAAGAAAGCGCCGCUGGUUUGUUUCGGAAUAUGGUUGAUAACCUUUGGUGCGAGCCUGCCCAUCUACUUUUCCAGGAAAGUUAACAAUACGGAAUGUUUUGACAGCCUGCCGGUUCACGCCACAAACCUCGUGGUGGUUUCAUCCACUCUGAUUGUGGGGUUUGGGAUCCCGCUAGUAAUCAUGCUGAUCUGCUCCUGGGGUUUGGUCCGUGCUGUCCGACGCAGCACCGUAGCCCAGACCGACCUGGUGGACAGCGGAAAGAUCCAGAGGAUGAUCACCACCAGCCUCCUCAUUUUCCUAGUCAGCUUCCUCCCUUACCACGUCAUCCUGGUUCUCCUCUCUCUGUACGGAGAUAACAUAUCAUGCCCGAUGCGGACUGCGUACCGCUACAGCCUGAUGCUGGCGUCUUUCAACGCGGUGCUGGAUCCCGUCGCUUAUUAUUUCACCACGGACACCUUCAGGGGGAAGGUAGACAUACGUGCCGUUCGGAGGAUGUUUCCUUUGAAUAGUUAAAGUUCGGAGGAUGAUGCCUCACAGAUAAACGUCUGCUGAAGAACCACUCAACAGACACGGACAUCCAUAGAAAAGAAGAGGAGUAGAAGGGACAUUGAUUCAAGAGUUUAAUUUAUCACGUACGCGCAGUGAAAUGCAAAGUGGCAGUGCUCACAGAAUUGUGCAAAGAACAACUAUACAAAUACAUCUAAAGGGACUGUUUGUAAGAAUCAGAAAUGCUUGUUAACAGCAACACCUGUGGCCAUUAAGUCAACUAAAGUCAGCGUCCUGUUGCUCGCGCUUGUGCUCGCUCUACAUAGACAUGAACGAGCAUCUCUCAAAACAGUAAGGCAACACACGUCAACUAAAACCACAAUAUCACUCUAUAUUUCAGCUGCUUGGCAGUAAUGUAAGCUGACCAGACGAAGGUCUCUCCAUGAAUCAAUGCUGAUCCUAGUGUUGGCUUUUCCUGCCUCAGCCU
Sebastes umbrosus (honeycomb rockfish) is the source of this 1464-nucleotide messenger RNA. Its product is annotated as lysophosphatidic acid receptor 6. Gene Ontology annotation, biological process: phospholipase C-activating G protein-coupled receptor signaling pathway; positive regulation of Rho protein signal transduction. Gene Ontology annotation, molecular function: lysophosphatidic acid receptor activity. Lineage: Eukaryota; Metazoa; Chordata; Actinopteri; Perciformes; Sebastidae. The record is from RefSeq and is a predicted model, not a curated record. The coding region runs from base 93 to 1004 and encodes 303 amino acids. The transcript has 2 exons. Gene Ontology annotation, cellular component: membrane.